Messenger RNA from Uloborus diversus, 429 nucleotides. RefSeq names its product ataxin-2 homolog. The transcript is spliced from 5 exons. NCBI's taxonomy places the organism in Eukaryota, Metazoa, Arthropoda, Arachnida, Araneae, Uloboridae. Gene Ontology annotation, cellular component: cytoplasmic stress granule. The annotation marks the transcript as partial. Gene Ontology annotation, biological process: cytoplasmic stress granule assembly. The record is from RefSeq and is a predicted model, not a curated record. Gene Ontology annotation, molecular function: RNA binding.
AGAAAUGAAAAAUUAAUAUGAUGUCUCUGAACAGCAAUAAACGAAAAGGCAGGACAAAUUCAAACAGCAAGUUAGGGAGAUCAAAAUUCUACAAUGAAAAGAAUAUGACUUGCGAUGGCGUAUAUGGGAACUCUCGACUUAUGCAUGCUACAACUUCCUUAGUGGGAUGUAUAGUGCAAGUGCAAGUUCGAAAUGGAGCUAUAUAUGAAGGCAUUUUACGUACUUUUUCUCAUCAGUUUGACCUUGUGCUUGAAAUGACUCACAAAGUAAACAUAAACAAUCCACCAGCAAAAGAUGUUGGAGCUGUUGUAAGCAAUCUAUUAUCAUCCUUUCCAUUUGAAGAUGGCAUUUCAGAAAAGCUUAUUUUUAGACUUGGUGAUAUUGUAACGCUAAAAGCUACUAAUGUUGACACCGAUUUUGCUCUCAAAG